Messenger RNA from Lathyrus oleraceus (garden pea), 1065 nucleotides. RefSeq names its product cytochrome c biogenesis CcmF N-terminal-like mitochondrial protein 2. NCBI's taxonomy places the organism in Eukaryota, Viridiplantae, Streptophyta, Magnoliopsida, Fabales, Fabaceae. Gene Ontology annotation, cellular component: membrane. The transcript has a single exon. The record is from RefSeq and is a predicted model, not a curated record. Gene Ontology annotation, biological process: cytochrome complex assembly; heme transport. Gene Ontology annotation, molecular function: heme transmembrane transporter activity; heme binding. The coding region runs from base 1 to 1014 and encodes 337 amino acids.
AUGGGCUUUGGAUUAUGUAGAUCAAAAAUUAUUAAUGGGAUUGUGGCACUCCACUCGCCGCCAAUGCAGAAGGAUGCCGCCGAAAAGAAGGGAACGCUGCUUCGCUCUGCUGGAUGCGUCGGAUCCCGUAUAACAAGCGAGCUUUUUACCAUUAAAUUAAAACAUGUGGUCGCAAAAUGCUAUCCAGCUCUCUUGUUGCGUAGCAAUAGAAGCCUGCUCAUGCUGCUUUGGCGGCGCUUUUUCGCCUUCUCUUCGCUCUGGACAGGAGCGCUAGUGGACACGGGGAGGGAGCAGGCGAAGCGUGUCGUUCGUAAUGAACAGAAAGAGACCACUACUUCGCCUCUUUGUUGGAGCGCCGGCGCGAACACAGUGGUAUCUGACCAGGACCAGAAACAGAUUAGAAUUUGGAUCUUGACAUGUCGGUGGUUUUUAACCGUGGGCAUCAUGCCAGGAAGUUGGUGGGCUCAUCAUGAAUUAGGUCGGGGUGGCUGGUGGUUUCGGGAUCCCGUAGAAAAUGCUUCUUUUAUGCCUUGGGUAUUAGCCACAGCUCGUAUUCAUUCCGUAAUUCUACCCCUUCUUCAUUCUUGGAUCUCGUUUCUUAAUAUUGUGACUCUUCCAUGCUGUGUCUCAGGAACCUUUUCAAUACGGUCCGGAUUGCUAGCUUCCGUUCAUAGUUUUGCUACAGAUGAUACACGAGGAAUCUUUUUAUGGCGGUUCUUCCUUCUAAUGACCGGCAUAUCUAUGAUUCUUUUCUCCCAGAUGAAGCAGCAGGCAUCGGUCCGUAGAACUUAUAAAAAAGAGAUGGUUGUGGCGCGAAGUACUCUUGUGCACCUCCGUCACUUGGCUCGCGCGCAACCCCGCCCCGUUAUGUUAUGGAAGAAUUUCACUUAUUACCGGGCUGGUUAUUCAGAGCCAGCGGCUGCCGGAUUUCGUCCCGCAACUAAAAGAAGAUCGCUUCGGGGGUCACUGUGGCUGAAUGAAGAGCAGUCCGCCCCUACUGCGUUUGAUCAGUAAAUUCUGGAUAAGUUCGGAAGAUGGUCAAGGUAGCUUGCUUCCAAGCCACUG